AUGGUCAGACGCAUCCCGACCCAGGUGCACCAACAGGCCUCCCGUCUUCUCAAGACAAACUUCAUAAAACGAGAACCAGCAUGGUACAGAGCCGUCCUUGACAACCCUCCUCUCCCUCUACCCGCUCGCGCACCACCACGGCGAACGGCCUUCGACGCACCUACGUCCAAGCCUGGCCUCCCUCCGAGAAAAACUCCAGGUCCAAAACCGCUGCCUAUCACCUACAUAGAGGAUGAGGUCCGAAGACAGUUCUUUAGAGAUCACUCGUUCGAGACAUUUCGUCCGGUGAGCUUGGUGGAGGCAGGAACUAUUGAGGAGGAGAACCCGAUUCAAGGGGAAAUUUGGACGAGGCUUCGUCAGAGAGGGCGGAAUCCGAGUCCUGAAACUGCUGUCCGGUUCGCUGUGAACCUCCACGUCCACCACAGCUUUCCCCUCACAGAAGCCUACUCAACUGCCAUCGGUCAAUUCCGCGCUCUCCGCUCAGAACAACACAUCGCCACCGCCUUCGCAGCCCAAGAGGCCGAAGCCUACGGCGCACUCUUCGGUCCCUCCGCCGUACAGCGCGGGUUCGCAAAGGAGGAGCGUGUGUUCGCGAAGAACAAGAUGAAGCAGGAGGAGAUUGACGAGAAAGAGUUGACGGCGAGGAAGCGUUGGCGCGCGAUUGUGAACAGGGGAGGACACAUCGGAGAGUGGAGCAAGGGAGAGCAGUAUGUGAGGUUAUGGAAGGAGGGUCUGAGGCCGGAUUAUUCGCCUCAGUUGACGGCGCCGAUACAGGAGGCUCCGAGCAAGUAUGAUAUCGCAGCGUCGCCGGAUUACAUGGGUCUCAAGCGAUAG
Messenger RNA from Stereum hirsutum FP-91666 SS1, 834 nucleotides. RefSeq lists its product as uncharacterized. Lineage: Eukaryota; Fungi; Basidiomycota; Agaricomycetes; Russulales; Stereaceae. Gene Ontology annotation, molecular function: structural constituent of ribosome. Gene Ontology annotation, cellular component: mitochondrial small ribosomal subunit. The record is from RefSeq and is a predicted model, not a curated record. The transcript is spliced from 2 exons. Bases 1 to 834 code for a protein of 277 amino acids.